Molecule: messenger RNA, 876 nt
Organism: Pterocles gutturalis (yellow-throated sandgrouse)
Lineage: Eukaryota; Metazoa; Chordata; Aves; Pterocliformes; Pteroclidae
Product: lysyl oxidase homolog 2-like
Exons: 4
Biological process (GO): peptidyl-lysine oxidation
Cellular component (GO): membrane
Molecular function (GO): protein-lysine 6-oxidase activity
Source: RefSeq, a predicted model, not a curated record
AUGGAAAGUUUUCUGGUUUUUACCCAUAACCACUGUUUCAUCACGCUCUUCUUCAUCUCCCUGAGCCCGCUGGGCUUUGCCCAGGAUUGGCCCUACCUCCCCGGUUACCCUGAGCCACCCCCCCAAGUGUACCAGCCGCCCCCGAGGCCACCAAACGUCCCCAAGAUCCAGCUGCGGCUCGCGGGGCAAAAGAGAAAACACAACGAAGGCAGAGUGGAGGUGUUCUACAGCGGCGAGUGGGGUACGGUGUGCGACGACGACUUCUCCAUCCACGCCGCCCACGUGGUCUGCAGGGAGCUGGGCUACGUGGAGGCGGUGUCUUGGUUACCCAGCUCGAAAUACGGCAAAGGAGAAGGGAAAAUUUGGCUGGACAAUGUCCACUGUAAUGGUAAGGAGACCACCCUGGCAGCAUGCACCUCAAAUGGUUGGGGAGUCACCGACUGCAAACACACAGAAGACGUGGGAGUGGUCUGCAGCGAAAAGAGAAUCCCUGGCUUCAAGUUUGACAACUCGUUGCUUAACCAAAUAGAGAACAUGAACAUCCAGGUGGAGGACAUCCGGAUCCGUGCCAUCCUCGCCACCUACCGCAAGCGGGUGCCCGUCACGGAGGGUUACGUGGAGGUGAAGGACGAAGGGACCUGGAAGCAGAUCUGCGACAAGCACUGGACCAUGAAAAAUUCCCGAGUCGUCUGUGGCAUGUUUGGAUUUCCGAGCGAGAGGAAAUACAACGCCAACGUCUACAAGAUGUUUGCCAGCAGAAGGAAGCAGCAUUACUGGCCUUACUCGAUGGACUGCAGCGGGAACGAGGCUCACGUCUCCAGCUGCAAACUGGGCAACCACCUCAACGUGGACGCGGAGAAGAACGCGACCUGCGAG